AUGACUGCGAGAGCUCCAGCGCCGCUGCUCCGGGCAGGCCGGCAUUUCCCUUCAUCCCCAGCUUUGCGCCGCUCACUCUGCACUCUCACGCCGGCGACGAGACUGCAAUUGCUCCGUGGAGCGUCGCUGCUGAACGGUCCUGCACGGUCGAGCAAGCUGGUUGUCGGCAACAGCUUUCGGCGAAGCUAUGCGGACGCCGUGUCUCCGGCUACACCAGCAGCAGCAGCAGGACCACCUCCUCCGCCGCCGCCUCCUCCCCCAGCACCCAAGCGGAAGAGGUUUAGAUUCUUCAGAUGGACAUACCGGUUGAUACUGCUGUCUGUUCUGGGGACCACUGGAUGGACGGCAUACAAUGUAUACCAGCACCGAAAUCCAGCCGAGCAGGUUCCACCGGAUCCAAGCAAGAAAACCCUCGUCGUUCUAGGAACCGGAUGGGGAUCUGUAUCUCUUCUGAAGAAGCUGGACACCGAAAACUACAACGUCGUCGUCAUCUCGCCGCGGAAUUUCUUCUUGUUCACACCCCUUUUACCGUCAUGUACCACCGGAUUGAUAGAGCACCGUUCGAUCAUGGAGCCCAUCAGGAACAUUCUCCGCCAUAAGAAAGCCACUGUUCAAUACUAUGAAGCUAAGGCGACCAAGAUUGACUACGAGAACCGAGUCGUACAUAUCAGCGACGAGUCCGAGAUCAAGGGUGAUACCUCUAGUACACAGGUUCCAUUCGACCUUCUGGUUGUCGGAGUUGGAGCUCAGAAUGCUACUUUUGGUAUUCCCGGUGUCCAGGAACACUCCUGCUUCUUGAAGGAAGUUGGUGAUGCUCAAAAGAUUAGAACCCGCAUUAUGGACUGUGUUGAGACCGCCAUAUUCAAAGAUCAAACUCAGGAUGAAAUCAAGCGACUUCUUCACAUGGUCGUCGUUGGCGGUGGCCCAACCGGAGUCGAGUUUGCCGGCGAACUGCAAGAUUUCUUCAACGAGGACCUAAGGAAAUGGGUUCCAGAUAUCAAGGACAACUUCCAGGUCACUCUUGUUGAAGCUCUUCCCAAUGUCCUUCCCACGUUUUCCAAACAGCUGAUUGAUUACACAGAGUCCACCUUCAAGGAAGAGGCCAUCAAAAUCCGAACUGGGACCAUGGUCAAGAACGUCACCGACAAGUACAUUGAAGCUCAGGUCACUAAACCAGAUGGCUCCAAGGAGAUUGAAAAAAUUCCCUACGGUCUGCUUGUCUGGGCCACCGGUAACGCUGUACGGGAUGUAGUUCGCGACCUCAUGGGCCAAAUACCAGCUCAGAAGAAGUCUCGCCGUGGUCUCGCUGUCAACGAAUACCUCGUUGUGAACGGCACCGAAAAUAUCUGGGCUGUCGGGGACUGCGCAAUCACCAACUAUGCUCCAACUGCCCAAGUAGCCAGCCAGGAGGGUGCCUUCUUGGCUAGACUAUUCAACACCAUGGCCAAGACAGAUCAGAUAGAACAGGAGCUCAGCCAUCUGUCUGUUGCUCAAUCCGAGGCCAAGGACGACGCAGACCGCAACAAGAUACUAGACGAGAUCAGAGCCCUCCAGCAGCAAAUGAGACGAAUCAAGCAGGUUGGGCCUUUCCAGUAUUCUCACCAAGGAAGUCUCGCCUACAUCGGCAAAGAACGUGCGGUAGCAGACAUCAGCUGGUUGAGCGGAAACAUUGCCAGUGGAGGUACCCUGACCUAUCUCUUCUGGCGAAGUGCCUAUCUAAGCAUGUGCUUUAGCACACGCAACCGCGUCCUUGUCGUCGUCGACUGGCUCAAGGCGAAACUCUUCGGCCGUGAUGUCUCCAGAGAAUAA
Messenger RNA from Nannizzia gypsea CBS 118893, 1809 nucleotides. Its product is annotated as external NADH-ubiquinone oxidoreductase 1. The transcript has 5 exons. Gene Ontology annotation, molecular function: NADH dehydrogenase activity. The record is from RefSeq and is a predicted model, not a curated record. Bases 1 to 1809 code for a protein of 602 amino acids. NCBI's taxonomy places the organism in Eukaryota, Fungi, Ascomycota, Eurotiomycetes, Onygenales, Arthrodermataceae.